Molecule: messenger RNA, 11899 nt
Organism: Anolis carolinensis (green anole)
Lineage: Eukaryota; Metazoa; Chordata; Lepidosauria; Squamata; Anolidae
Gene: n4bp2
Product: NEDD4 binding protein 2
Exons: 18
Coding region: 3501-8822 (1773 amino acids)
Cellular component (GO): nucleus
Molecular function (GO): endonuclease activity; ubiquitin binding
Source: RefSeq, a predicted model, not a curated record
GUCCCCACUGCCAUAUAUUCCAGUUCAAAGCAAAAAAAUGAGGGAUUUUAUUCAGCUGUGUGGGAGGGGCUUGUUUUCUAUUUAUCCCAGGCCUCUUCCACACAGCUGUAUGAAAUCCACAUUGAACUGGAUUAUAUGGCAAUGUGGACUCCAAUAACCUAGUUCAAAGCAGAUAUUUUGGAUUGUCUGUCUUGAUAUUCUGAAUUAUAUGGCUGUGUGGAAGGGCCCCCAGAUUAUCUGGCAGUGCGGACUCUUCUAUUUCAGUUUAAAGCAGAAAACCAGGGAUCAGAUCCUGGGAUAUAGGACCUGUCAGAAAGGGCCCUAAGGUCUCAUCUACACUGACAUGUAAAACCAGAUUAUCUACUUUGAACUGGAUUAUAUGGCAGUGUAGACUCAUAAUCCAAUUCAAAGCAGAUAAUGUGGGCCCCUUCCACACAGCGAUUUAACCCAGAAUAUCAAGGCAGAUAAUCCACAAUGCCAUAUAACGCAGUUCAAAGCAGAAAAUGUGGAAUUUUAUUCAGCUGUGUGGAAACAGCCGUGGAUUAUUUGCUUUGAUUUUCUUUCUAAGCUAUUUUCCCAUUUAAUUAUUUAUCGUGUCAGAAGCGAAUUGAGGGUACAAGUUGUAAUGUAUUUGAGAACACAAAGUUAUAAAACUUGGCAUUAAAUUCAGUGUUCUGUGACUAGUAGCUGGCCACUUGUAGUGCCUCUGGUGUUGCGAUAAGAAGGUUCUCUGUGUAUGUGGUAGGGCUCAAACUGCAUUGUAAUAGGUGGCCUGGUGUUUGCUCUUCUCUACAUUCACAUUUCAUGGUCUCCACUUUGUAGCUCCAUUUCUUAAGGUUGGCUCUGCAUCUUGUGGUGCCAGAGUGUGGUGCCGGAGCGCCUUCCAAGUGGCCCAGUCUCCUGUGUGCUCAGGAGGGAAUCUCUCAUCCAGCGUUAGACGCUUAUUGAGAUUCCGGGUUUUAGCUUACCACUUUUGGACUCUCGCUUGCUGAGGUCUUCCUGCAAGUGUCUCUGUAGAUCUUAGAAAACUAUUUCUUGAUUUAUGGUGUUGGCGUGCUGGAUGAUAUCCAAACAGGGGAUGGGCAGGAGUGUCUAUGCCUUGGUCCUUUCAUUGCUAGCUGCUACUUCCCGACAGAUGUCAGGUGGUGCAGUGCUAGCUAAACAGUAUAAUUUUUCCAGUGAUGUGAGGCAUAGACAUUCUGUGAUAAUGCGACAUGUCUCAUUAAGAGCCACGUGUUGAGAUGUAUUCCACGCUGGGCAUGCGUAUUCAGCAGAAGAGUAGCAAAGUCCAAGGGCAGAUGUCUUUACUGUGUCUGGUUGUGAUCCCCAAGUUGUACCAGUCAGCUUUCGUAUUAUGUUAUUUUUAGUGCCCACUUUUUGCUUGAUAGUCAAGCAGAGCUUCUUGUAAGUCAGGGCACGGUCCAGGGUAACUCCCAAGUAUUUUAGUGUGCUGCAAUAUUCCAGUGGGAUUCCUUCCCAGGUAAUCCUCAGAGCUUGAGAUGCUUGUCUGUUCUUAAGGUGAAAAGCACAUGUCUGCAUUUUAGAUGGGUUAGGGAUCAGCUGAUUUUCCCUGUAAUAGGCUUACUGAGCACCUAAAGCUUCGGAGAGCUUCUGUUCAACCAUUUCAAAACUCCCUGCUUGAGCGGUGAUGGCAUGAUCAUCAGCAUAGAUGAAACUUUCUGUCCCUCCUGGCAGUGGCUGGUCAUUUGUGUAAAUGUUAAACAUUGAUGGAGCAAGCAUUGACCCAUUGACGGGUUACCAUUGUGAUUGUAGUUUCCACAGGGCUUUGUUUGGGCUUCCUCAGGUCUCAGGUUGGCAGCACACAUGUCUUCGUUGAUGGUGUCCAUCCAUCUUUUGUUUGGUCACCAUCUCCAAAUGCAGUGCUGUUUGUGCUACUGGUGUUGGUUCUAUUCUCAUGACAUGGCCGUACCACCGUAAUCUUGCUUGCUGCAUUUUCUUGCUGAUUGCUUUUAUUCCUAGUCUUUGACAGAUGUCAUCAUUUGGCACAUGGUUGAGAAGUGUCCAUCUCGGCAUUUCCAUUUCCAUUGUGUUAACGGCUUGUUUGUGUUCCUUUGUUGCUGGCCAGCACUCUGUAGAGGGCUGACUACUGGGUGGACAACUGUAGUGUAGAUAUUAGCCUUGAGUUGUUAAGGCAUUUUUGAGUCACACAGAAUGGCAGUAGUUUGCCACCAUUUCAACCAGGCUGCAUUUAUUCGUUACCGUACGUCUGGCAUUGUGUUGCUAUCUAUGAAGACCAGAGACCCUAGGUAUUUAAAUCCGGUGGCCUUCUUUAGUGGUUGUCCAUUCAUUUGAAUUGUUUUUCCAGUUUGAAGGUCACAUUUCAGAUUCUCUGUUUUGGGUAUCUUCAAUUGAAAAUCAUUUUCACUGAGUCUAUCUAUCUGCUUUGAGAAUCUGAAUUAUAUGGCAGUGUAGAUCCAGCCUAAAACACCCAGGAUUCUGCAGUAUUGAGCCAUGGCAGUUAAAGUGGCACCAAACUGUAACAUUUCCACACAUCCACACAAUGUGAAGAAUUUCAUAUUUUAGAAUCUUUACUUACUACGUUCCUCCAACAUCAGUAGAGGAAUGAAAUGGGUGUAUCUCUGUGGUGUCUUAUUUAUGCUUGCUUUAUGUAAAUAAUGCAAAUACAUACUACCCUUUUACCGUAGGGUGUGGAGGAGUGGACUGUGUGUCAUCCUAGAUAUUUGUACACGUCAUAGCAUUCAGGUGCUACAGGUUUCAUGGACUUAAUUGCUCUGCCAUAGAUUUGUCUUGCUUUUUGUUGUUGUAUGACUUCUUUGAAGGCUUUUCAACAGAGGGCAUCUGUUGGGAGAGCUUUGAUUAUGCUUUUCCUGCAUGGCCGGGGGGGGGGGGGGGGUUGAACUAGAUGGUCAAUGUGGUCUCUUCCAAUUCUGUGAACAUUAGGAAGAACUUCUUGACAGUAAGAGCUGUUCAGCAAUGGAACUCACUGCCGUAGAGUGUGGUGGAAGCUUCUUCCUUUGAGGCUUAUAUGACUGUGUGGAAGGGCCUCCAGAUUAUCUGGCAGUGCUGACUCUUAUAUUUCAGUUGAAAGCAGAAAACCUGGCUCUCCUUGCUUUUCCUCAUUACUUAAAAGCUACAGAGCAAGCUCUGAUUAAGGGAUACUUCUGUGCCAGUCCAAAUAGAGUUGCGCCACUGGAGGUUUUGUCAAUGCCAGAGUGAAGACUGAAACGACAUCGCCUGUACUAAAGGUUAAUGAAUUCCAACACCAGGUUAAACAAAUGAAGCAAAACCCAGACUGGAUUAUUAUGUUUCUCAUGAGGAGUUAUAAAAAGGAUAAUUGUCUGAAGUAGUAGAUACUGAAGAGUUUAUACUCCUUAUCAUUGAUUAAUGAUCUUUCAUGUCAUUAAUCAUAAAACAGAUGAAAUGUGGAAAAGAAGGGACCACUGAAUUUUUUUUUGAUCUAAGUCAUACAUCAUGCAAAUAAAAUAAAACACAAAGGAAUAUUUACAUUAAGAAAGAAAAUGCCAAAGAAAAAGAAAAACCUAGGUGUGAGCCCAACAAAAAAAAUCAAAAACACAGAAACAAUUCCAGCUGACUUGAUGUCCUCAGCAGUUGAUCGAGCAAUGGUACAAACACCUCAUGGGACCAAGAAAGAGGAGCUCAUCAGCAAUCUUUCAGAAAUGUUUUCAGAUUUGGAUCCCACUGUCAUUUACAUGGUGCUGUCUGAAUGUGAUUUUCAAGUGGAAGAAACAAUGGAUUACCUUCUGGAAUUGUCCACAGCUGCAAAGGAUAUAACAUCCGAAGUCUCAGGUUUUGAUUCCAUAUCUGCAUCACUGGUUGGUGAAAAUCAGCCCUGCUCCGAAACAGAUGGCCAAAAUUCUGCUUCAAUGAAAACUGUGAACUCCAGUAAAGAAACUGAAACAUCUUUAUCAUCUGAAGAACUAUUUUCCUUGCUACAUAAUUCUUUGGGGGAACAUAAUGUAGAUAGUGAAAUGAAGGAUUCAGAAAAUGACCAGAUUUUGGGUAAUCUUUCUCUGGCUUUGUACUAUAGUAGUCCUGACUAUGUUAAGGAGUCAUCUCAACAUGUAAAAUCCAGUUUAGGUUAUAACACUAUGCUUUCUUCAAAACAAAUGGAAACAGACAGUGAAAAAUUAGAAAGCGCCUUUACACCAUUAAAUACAGAUUACUAUAAAGCCUCUGAUCUGAUUUGUAGAAAAUCAAACAUUCAGACAAAGUCUAGCCCAUUAGAUGAAGUAGAUAUUUUUGCAGCAGUCCCAGAGAGCUGUAGUUUGCCUGCAGUAGUACUUGACAGUGGUGUGGUUCUUGAAGGUAUUCCCCUAGCCAACAUGGAAGCAUCUGGUACUGACCCAUCUCAAACACAUAAUGUUGGUUUGGACUUUACAACUGUAAAUGGAAUACCAACUCAACUCCACCAGGAAUUUGCUGAAUCUGAGACAGGUGCAUUUGAUAGUUUUAGUUCACAAGGUGCUGAAAACCAGGCACAUGUCAUAGAUGUACAUCAGAGUCCUAAAAAUGCUGCUGUGCCUGAUCUCUGUGCAGGAUCUGGUUUAACAUUCACAUCUUUUAUGAGUGUUGACCCAACUCAGCAAAUGUGGAAUUCAGAAUUUUCUAUGCUCCAGAAGCAUGCACAACAGCCUAUUUUUUAUCCUUCAUUUUAUCCUCAAACUACAAGUCAUAGCUUUGUAACGCCAGUUGCAAUCAGCCCUGGGAAAUGGAGACCUGCUUCAGAUUUCAGAAGUCGUCGAAAAAUGUGUUCUCCUCAAGCAUUCUCACAAUCCUGGGACAACAACUCCUCUGUGCCAAAGGUAUUGGGGAAUAAAGAUGGAAGUCAAAAAAUGAACUUCUCCCAAUUACACCCACUUGCUGGUUAUCACGCAGUGAGAAGAAAGACUUCCUUUGCAGGUCAUGUCCUUGUUCUUCUUAGAGGGGUUCCUGGAUCUGGUAAAUCAUAUUUGGCAAGAGCUCUGCUUGAAGAUAAUCCUGGUGGAAUCAUUCUUAGUACAGAUGAUUAUUUUUACCAAAAAAAUGGGGAGUACCAAUUUGAUGCUAAUUGUUUAGCAGAAGCACAUGAAUGGAACCGAAAACGAGCCAAAGAAGCUUUCGAAAAACGGAUCACACCCAUAAUAAUAGACAACACAAACACUCAGGCUUGGGAGAUGAAGCCUUAUGUUGUUUUGUCACAGCAACACAACUAUAAAGUUAUAUUUCGUGAACCGGAUACUUGGUGGAAGUUUAAACCAAAAGAACUGGAAAGGCGAAAUAUUCAUGGUGUGUCUAAAGAAAAAAUAAAAAAAAUGUUGGAACGGUAUGAGCGUUGCCUGACUGUUAAUUCAAUUUUGAAUUCUUCAAUCCCAGAUGAAUUGAAAAGUGGAACUUGUGAUGAAAUUCUUCAUCAGAAAAAGGAUCUGGGGAAAGAAAUUAUACAUUCUUAUGGGGAUAAUGAAGAACUUUUUAUUUCACCUAUAAAAUGUCUAGAUGACAGGCAUUUCUUAGAAAAAGCUGCAGUAGAAAAUCAGAAACUUAAGAAGGAAAAACAUGAUACUACAUAUAAUUUACAAGAAUGUAGUUCUGAAUUCGGAGUCCAUCAGGAUGACGUGGAUAUUUACAUAUCAUCAAGGAAAGACAAAAUUGAUUCUUCUUCUGAAACAGAAAUCAUUAAAACUGACAUCACAGUAUUGAGAGGAAAGGCACUCUCAGAUUCCUGUGUCAAUGAAAACAUUCAGGAAUGCAGUAACAGUGAUUUCAAAGUUCAAGUAGAAGCAAGUCAGUCCACUGGAGUAGUAAUAGAAACAAAAUCAACAGAGGAGCAAUUUACGGACUUAAGAGAUUCAACUUUAGACAAACCAAUAAGGCCAGAAGUGUUCAAUUUUGUGGGAGACUGGCCAAUAGAACAAACUAUGGGGCAGAGGGUGAAAAAAGCCAAAAAAUUUACAAAGGAUCACAAAGAAGAUAAAGAUGCAAGCAUGACCACUUUGGAUUCAUUAAAGAUUCAGAAAGGAGAACAAAUGGGCCUGAUUGAUAUUCUGAAGGAAAUGGGACUUUCUGAAAAUAAGGAGGAUGACAAUCACCAAGCCUCUGCCUCUUUGUCCAGAACUGAUACAGAAAAAGGUACAACAGGAUGGCAAGUAGCAGGAGACUGGCCUGUCCAAAACUCUCUAGGACAAAGACAAAACAGACAGAAAAGAAUAUCUCAGAAAAUUCUUAGUGAAUCAGAAGGGAUUGCAAGUAGUCAGUGUGAUACCAACAUAAAUAUUCCAAACACGGUAGUUGGCCUUUCAGGAACAUGUGCAAACAUUGGUGAAAAGAAGGAAGGUUUUCAGACAUCUGAUAACUCAGUUCCUGACACUGUUUAUGAGAAGAAGCCAGUGCAGAAUAAAAGAAUACGGAAGCACCAUAAAUUAGCCUUGACAUUUACCAAUAAUUUGACCCUUAGCAAACCAGAGGAACAGUUGGCUUUGUUUAAUGAGCUGGAACAGAAACCUGACCAAUGCAUCAUGAUAGAAACCAGCAAGCAUUCACAAACAGAGCCUCAUGAUUUUGCUCUUCUAUGGAGGCUUGAAAGGAAAAUAGUUGUUUCACAGGAUACUAAAGUUUUACAUGGCAGGCUAGAUGGGUUCAUACCAAAAGGUAUUGAUGCUACCUCAGACUGUCCAGAAAAAAUACCUUAUAAAGUAACUUAUGAGAAAAGCACAUAUGUGGAAGAAAGUGAAUUUGUCAGUGUCGAUGAAUCUGAGAAUCUGAAUAUUUUGUGUAAACUCUUUGGGUCCCUUUCAUUUGAUGCACUAAAAGAUUUGUAUGAAAGAUGCAACAGAGACAUUGAUUGGACUACAGGAAUCCUGUUAGAUUCUGAUGAAAAGUUAGGCAAAGAUGAUGAGAUUGAAUGCUUGCAGAAGGGAGGUACUCCGUCUCUUAAGUCUGAAGAAAAUGUUAAUUGUGAAGGGGCUGUUGCAAACUCUGAAGAGAACAAGCAAGAAACGGUGGAUGUGAUUUCUAGAUUUACUUCAGAUUCUGAAAUCACAGGUAACUUAGUUGAUAAUGGACAACAUAUAAUGAAAGAAUCCUUGAAGGAAAAUGCUGAAAUACCCAACUUGUUAGCAAAUGUGUUGAUUGCUCCCUCAGAAAGAAACAAAAAUUCCAACCAAACUCUUCCAGAAGCUCUUGCAGAAGAAGCAGAGAAGGAGGAGGCACCUUUCUUAGAUCAUAUGAAAACACAUACAAAGGAGAUGUACUCUGCUUCAGUGUCAGUAAAAGAACAGCAGAACAUCACUUUACACAAUGAAAACAAUGUGUGUGUUUCUGCGAUGCUAUCUGAUAAUUUGAAUGGAGGCUUCAUCACUUUGAAACCUACUUUUGAUACGGUAACAGAUAAUACAUCUUCAGAUCAUCGGGAGUGCUCAGCUGUAAAAGAUACAUGUAUUCAGGAGGCGUUGUCUGAUGUAAAGCAAACAGAAAAAAUGGGAAAUAAUGGAGGCAGGUUUGAACAGCACAAAGAAAUGAAGUCUAAACCAUUGUUUUCAGAGGAAGCAGGAAAGAAACAGAACAAUAUGCCUAGUCAAUAUGAUGAUAUAACCAAAAUACAGAACCCAACACCUACGUCAAACCCUGUGAAUAUAGAUUGUUUGGAGCUGACCUUACCUCCAGAAUUAGCCAUUCAAUUAAGUGAAAUAUUUGGACCGGUUGGUGUUGAUAUAGGAUCACUAACUUCUGAUGAUUAUGUGGUUCAUAUUGAUCUCAAUUUGGCCAGAGAAAUUCAUGAGAAAUGGAAAGCAUCUAUUAUGAAGCGUCAAAAGAGAGAGGAGGACUUGAACAAGCUCCUUGAAGAAAAUCCUAUGCUACUUGAGCAGUUGCACCUAGAUGAGCUGAACAGUGCCCUUUGUCAAUAUGAAAAUAGUCAAGCACAAAAGACUGGAAAACUACCUCCAGAUGAAAUGGCUGGAAAGACAGUGGCUUCAGACAUUUUUCCUUUCAUGGACCACUGGAAUGUCCAGACUCAGAAAGUAUCUCUUCGGGAGAUUAUGUCUGAAGAAAUUGCCUUGCAAGAAAAACAGGAUCUGAAAGGUUUUCUUUUCAUGGCUCGAAAAGACUGUGCUGCCAGACUGAAAGAGAAACAACUCCUGGAACUAUUCCCAACGAUAAAUCCAAAUUUCCUAAUGGACAUGUUCAAGGACAACAAUUAUUCUUUGAAACAAACUGUUCAGUUUCUAAAUACCGUUCUGGAAGCUGAUCCAGUAAAAACAGUUAUUGCCAAAGAAACUGCUCAGAGUGCCAUUCUACCAACUGCUUUGAAGAAAAAGGUCAAAAAGACCAAGGAGCCAGAAGACAUUCUCAGUGAGAACGCAUUUCAAGACUUUGACUAUCCUGGCUAUGAUGACUUCAGGGCUGAGGCAUUUCUUCACCAGCAGCGCAGGCAAGAGAGUCUGACAAAAGCUGGGGAAGCAUAUCGCAUGGGAAUGAAGCCUGUGGCAGCAUUUUAUGUGCAACAGGGUCGCCUUCACGAGCAGAAGAUGAAAGAAGCAAAUCAUGCUGCCGCUUUGCAAAUCUUUGAGAAGGUGAAUGCCUCCAAACUGCCUGAAAAUCUUUUGGACCUUCAUGGUCUUCAUGUGGAUGAAGCUUUGGAUCACCUGAGUAGAGUACUACAGGAAAAAGAAGAAGAGUGCAGCCUGGCUGGUGGUAAGCCAUAUCUCUACGUGAUCACAGGAAGGGGAAACCAUAGCCAGGGAGGAGUUGCUCGCAUCAAACCAGCCGUUAUGAAAUACCUCACAAGCCACAAGUUCAGGUUCACAGAAAUAAAACCAGGCUGCUUGAAAGUCAUGCUGAAGUAAAUGGAUACUGGAAUAACAUCACAAUUUCUUGGAAUUACUGUGUACUUCAAAGAACAAUAUUUUUCUGUAAAUUGAUAAACCUAUUUUUUGCAGAUAUUUUUGGUCAUAUUACUUCCCCUUCCCACAUGACAACUGAAUGGGGUAUUGGUUUUUAAGAUAUUUAUUUUUGCAGGCCAUUUGCUCUUAAGAAUUGCGUUGUGAAGUGCAUUUUGGUUUCUGUACAAGAAAUGACCUUUCAAAGGGAAACAACAGUUCCAUCUUGCAACACCGUCCUUCUCAGAUUAUGGAACAAUAUCUGUGAAUGUCUGGAGCACUAUCCUUUUUGACAUUGUCCUUUUUGUAUUAGCAUUUUAAAACCUGGCAAGUUUUAAAUAUUUUUAGCUGCCAUAACACAUUGUAGUAACACAGUGGAGUAUCUUGCAUUUGUCCCUGUUGAACUUCAUUUUGUUAGUUUUAGCCCAUUUUUCUGAUAUGUUUAGAUUGUUUUGAAUUCUGCUCCUGUCUUCUGGAGUAUUAGCUAUCCCUCCCAGUUUGGUGUCAUCUGAAAACUUGAUAAGCACACCCUCUAAAUCACUGGGUUCUCAACCUGUGGGUCCCCAGAUGUUUUGAUCUUCAACUUUCAGAAAUCCUAACAUCUUGUAAACUAGCUGGGAUUUCUGGGAGUUGUAGGCCAAAACACCUGGGGGCCCACAGGUUGAGAACCACUGCUCUAAACCAUAGUACAUCAGGGAGGCAGGAAGCAUGAAUGAGACCAUUUGGGAAGCCAUUCCUCUCCAUCAGGCCGAGGCUGGAGAAACAAUUCCCAACUAGCUUCAUUCACAAGGCCUUCAAAACCAAGGGAGCACACCUCCCUGUCCGGCCUCCAAGGCUCUGGGUUCCUUUGGGCCUUUUCACGCAGGUGGGAUGAUGUGUUCCAUUCUAACCACACCAUUAAAUCUAAUGUGCACCUCCAUUUUGACAACGAUUUAGCUAAAAAAGGUGAGCGUUAGACUCAAGUAAAUAUGGUACUAGGACUAAUGUUUUCAAAACUAGAGGUUUUGACUACAUAUAAUAUAGUAGGAUUUAAAUAAUUUCAGGCAUUUUAAUGCAUGUUAUAUAUAACCAUGAAAAUAAAUUGCAUGCAUACCCAGUGAGACUUUUUACAGAAGUUCUUAGUUGAAAUGGCCCUAGUUUUGAUGCCUGCUUCUACAUUGCAUUAGUCUAAGGGAGUUCCAGUCUUUCUAAAGAGAACUUUGAGUAAAAAUUGUUUUUUAGACAUGGAUCUGCCCUCCCACCACAAGUAAAGGGACUAUUUAUAAAUUUUUAUCUUUAAAAUCCAAUAUAUUGAAUGUGUGGAAGAGGAGGUAGCAGAGAUCCACAUUGCCUUUUGAAUUACAGAUAUAUUGACUUAUAGGGAGAAGGGAAAUAUUUCUUCUAUUUUUAUAGAUCAGGGAUUUGAAGUAUUUGUAGGGAGGUGAAUGUAGACAGGAAAAUAUAUCCAUCCAAGUGAAUUGUAAUGUAUUUGCUAACAUAAUCGACAAAUGUUGACUCCCACUUUUUUAAAAAAAAAACCCUAUCUAGAUUGCAUUUGUGCAAGAAUCCUUUGUAGAGCAGGAGUGCUUCACCUAUUAUGCCCAAGACCUAUAUGUCAGUUUUGCUUCAUAUAUUCAUGAUAGAAGAUCAUGUAGUACUUAAAAAUAACAUGAAUAAGUGGAAAGUGCUCCAGAUGAAAACCCCAUUCUAGGGAGUUCUGAGAAUUGUAAGUGCCAUUUUCAAGCUUUUCCUAUGUCAAAAAGAUUCACGUGUUAAGAAAACUAUGGUGUGAAAAUUUCAAGUUACUUAUGCUACACAGGUAUUGAUGACAGAAUUAUAAGAUGUGAUACAUUUGAUUGUUUUUCUGUUAAGAUUCCAGUUAGAAAAUGUCUACAUAAAGUAGUUUUGCUCAAAUCAGCCUCAUUUUAAUAAGACUUGCCUGUGACAGUGACUAGAAUGGUACUCCUCUCUGUGUGCCAUUAAGGUUCUAGUAGAUUAUUGAAAAAUAGCCAUAUGACAGAUGAAUUAUGCAUCCAUAAAAAUACUCUUGGGUUUGCUGAGGAAAUUAAAAAUUAAAUCUGAAUAUAAUAUCUUGUGCUCUUGAAGGGCUCAGUAAUACCGCCAUAAUUGUUCUGCUUUCCUAUUAAACUUAAUAGGAAUCCCUGAUCUGCGAAGAGCCAGUGAUGGUUACAGUCUUAACAGAAUUUGAAGGGCUGCAUGAUUCCUGCCCUUGCCUUAAAUAAAUUAGGAUCGGUGUUUCGCUGCUAAAUCUCUGAUCAUUGUUUUGCUGCUAAAUCUAUGUUGUAUUGAAAAGAAAUGUACUCAGGGCAUUGGGUUUUUCCUGAAAAGUGCCUAAGGAAAUGAAAGCCUUCCCUCAAAUUGUUCUCAGCAGAUAUUUACAGAGGGAUUUUAAGUAAGGUUUCUAUUAAUCAUAUGCAUGCAGGUCAAGUUUCAGAACCUAAUAUCUACUUGUUUCCUAUCACAUGAGAAAAAAUACAUCACGGAAUAUACAUGAUACAUGAAUUUUAAAAUUCUUGGAUAAAAUAUUCAAGGCUGGUCCAUAUGCAUUAUGUACAUCUGUGUAUUUACUGCAUUUUUAAUGGAUGAACAGAUGGGAAAUACUGAUCACAUGCAUUACCUGCACAAUGAUUCCUAUGCUCAUAUUACCUUUUUUUUCUGGUCAUGAGAAUUAGGGAAAUUGCUGCAGGCCAUAAGCAGUUGCAGUAAUCCCAUACUAACAUUUCUCCUUAUGAUCCUGUACCAGGAUGAUGACAAAUAUUCACAAAAAAGCAGGGGAAAUAAUAUUGAUCUUUUUCUUUCCAAAGAAGAAAAAAAACUUUCGGGAGCCUAUUGAACAAGAAAAUAUACUGUUACUAUUAAAAUGUGUGGAUUUAAAAUUUAGUACUACUCAAAUCUUAUGGCCAGUACAUACAUGGAUUUCUUUGUCCUUUUAAAAAAUGUUUUACAUGCAUAAAGCUGUUCUGGGUUUCUGUUUUGUAAUGCUCCGUUGUUAUAGUAUAGAUUUUCGUAUGUGAACUUUAAAAUAAAAUACCUUAAUGAAGAAA